CGAAAGCAUGCUCAAGCCAUGUCACAAGAGGCUACGCAUGAAAUGGAGGAGAUGGGAUACCAGGUGUACAACAUGGAACGAUCUCCUAAGUGGGUCUAUGAACAAAAGUACCACCAGCGCUACAAAGAACUGAACCUAUUCGACCCUUCCGACGACUUGAUAGAAGAUAUCGUUAGAAUGUAUG
Acaulospora colombiana is the source of this 184-nucleotide messenger RNA. The record is from the annotation of a GenBank genome assembly. NCBI's taxonomy places the organism in Eukaryota, Fungi, Glomeromycota, Glomeromycetes, Diversisporales, Acaulosporaceae.